Molecule: messenger RNA, 1686 nt
Organism: Paramecium octaurelia
Lineage: Eukaryota; Ciliophora; Oligohymenophorea; Peniculida; Parameciidae
Source: the annotation of a GenBank genome assembly
AUGAAAUAAUAAUUUUUACAAAUAUAACUCAAAGACUCACUACAAGAGGUAUCUUGUGUAACACUAGAAAAUAUGGUAGACAUGCUCAGGGAUCCAGAUUUUAGAUGGAAGUGUGAAUUAUGCAAAUAAGAGAAUGAAUUAAUAUAGAUGUUUCCUUUGGUUGGCUUUGGGAUAACCAUUAAAAAAAUUCAAAAAGGCUCCUCAAUUUAAAUAAAGGUAACUUAGUUUUCCAAAGUUGAAAAAAUAAUCGAUCAUACAUUUUUUGAUUAAAACUAUUUCUUAGCUUAAGAAGAAUAUCCAAACUGUGUCUUACCAUUAUUGUCAUCCAAAGAAGGGAAUGAUCAAUUAUUAAAUUGUGAACUCUUUAAAAGAAAGAUGUCUUACUUAGUGCAUCAGAAAUUUGAUUAUUACUAAGAAGACACAUAUUUGGAAUUAAUUUAAGCUAGCAUUUAUCACAUAAUUAAGAAAAAUGGCAGCUAAACUUGGGGGAAGGAAAUUUUAAUGCUUUCAUUUGAAACUUGUAAGUAAGUUUUUAUUAAUACCCCUUUAUUUUGUAAUUCACUUCAAAGUUUAGAAUAGUAGAAAUCUAAGUUUAAGUUACUUAAUUUAAUAUGUUUAUUUUAUAUGGGUUAGACAAAAACUGAACAAAUUUUUGAUUAUUAUAUUCGACCAAAUUAUUCAAAAAAUGAUUAAAAACCAAAUGAAGAAUUUAUUUAACCCUUCUUUAAUACAUUAAAAUUUGAUAAUUUCGAUUUAAUUUAUUAGAAUAUUUAGCAGUUUAUUCAUAAUUAUCUAGUAGAAAAUAAUUAUUUCAUUAUAAAUUUUAAUUUCAACAAAUUUUUUUAAAGACUUAUAGAAUUUUUGAUUCCAAAGGAUGAGUAAUGGGCAAACAUCUAAAGACUUGAAUGUAUUAAUGAUCAGGGAUCAGAUAUCAAAAAAUAUAAAAAUUAUACCGUCUCAAGUAUCUAUCAAAAUUUACUUACUAACCUAAUUGAAGAUUAUAAGGAGGAAAAGAAAUGUAAGUAUUUUGAGUCCUUCUCUAAAUACUUUGAAGAAGAUGAAUACUCAUACUAAUUUUUUCUUAUAUAUCAUGAUAGAUAUCAUGAAAUCUAUGAAAUAUAUGAAUUAUACAAUUAAGCAUAAAAUGGAUUGUAAAAUGAUACAAUUUUUUAGGAAAUGUAUAAAGUUACAACGAUUCGUUUUAUUGUUAAUAAAAUAUCCAUAGACACAAUUAAAAGAAAAAGUCCUGCAAGUAUUUUAGACCUAUAAUCUUAUGAAGAAUUUAAUAAAAUUCUUGGCUAUUUGGAUGUAUUUAAAAAAAUAUGUAACCUAAACGAGCCAUAAGCAUAAGUACUCCAUAGUUAAAUAAUUGAAGAAAUCAAAAAUUUGACUUGGUUGAAUUUGCUAUCUUCCGUAACAAAUUUUAAAUUGUAGGAUCAGAUUAUGUUAUUCUUGUAAAAAUUUUUUUCCCAUUUAAAAACUUGGAGAUCAAUCCAAAUCUAAGAGGUAUGUGCAGGAAAUUUAAAUGAUAUAAGUAGGUUUAGUUUUUUAUUAAUCCAAAGGACAAGAAUGUUAAGGACUGUUAAGGGUUUUAAAUAAUCCUAAUUAUAAGAUAUUUUGAGAUAAGCAAAUAAAUAAAAUGAGUUCUUCUGUAAAAGAAUAUUUGAAUUGAGUAAAAUUCUUUGA